AUGCCAGUCCCGCCGACACGGUGUUAUCCCCUUACGGACCUGAUGGAUAAGUUGUUCGAGGGCUACUCAUCCGAGGUGCUGCCUCGCUGUAACCCCCAAGACACCGUCCAGGUUCAGAUCGGACUCGCUGUUCGGCAGAUUAUCGAACUGAAUGAGCCUAUGCAGAUCCUGGAGACGAACACGUGGGUCAGAAUGGUAUGGAACGACUGCCAGUUGACGUGGAACGCGACGGAGACGGGGAUCAAGAACAUCGCUGUGCCCUACCGGAGAGUCUGGGUACCCGACAUCACGCUCUAUGAUAAUGCUCAGAACGCGCUAGGCGGCCUGCAACAAUACCGACCUAACAUAUACCCAAACGGAGACGUCUACUACAACUUCCCGUCCGUCAUCCGUAGUCUCUGUAAGGUGGACGUCACUUACUUCCCAUUUGACACGCAAAUCUGUAAAUUGCAGUUUGGUUCAUGGUCAUACCAUGGCUGGGAUCUCAACUUGACAGGAAAAAACCCGGCGGCCGACACCUCUUAUUUUAUUUCUAACGGCGAAUGGGAUAUCAUAGGUGUACAUACUGACCGGAAGGAGGUCAUAUACCAGUGUUGUCCGGAGCCGUACCCCGACUUUAGGUUUUAUGUGCAGAUUCGCCGAAAGCCGCUAUUUUAUGUGCUGAACCUGAUUUUCCCCUGUACGCUUAUCUCGACAAUGGCGUUCCUUGGUUUCCUGUUGCCGCCGGACUCCGGGGAAAAGGUGUCCCUCGAGAUUACCGUGCUCCUCUCCCUGGCCGUCUUCCUCCUCGUGACGUCCGAAAUCAUGCCGGCGGACUCGGAGACCUUUCCUUACAUAGGCAUUUAUUUCGCGUGCGCGAUGGGUCUGGUGUCACUAUCGUGCCUGAUGACGGUCACAGUGCUCAAUAUGCACUACAAGGGGCUGUUCGGUAAGCGGUUGCCGCCCUGGGUCCGCCUCGUCUUCCUAGAUGGUUUCGGAAGGAUCCUUCUUGUUAAGGAAACUGACAAGCUCCCACAGUACGAUAAAAUGAAGAGAAGUUCAAAGGCGUUUGAGAACCAAGGUUUCCAUGGAAUGUCGACAAGAGACGACAAUUCCAGCCACAUCGGACCCAUUGACGCCGAGUGCUGCACCGGCAUGGCGUCCGCACUCUCCGACCACAGCGACGUCAAAUUUGACUUCGACACAUCUUCGGAGGUGAUGUCCCUUCUAAAGAAGCAGUUAGAUUGUUUGGAUAAGAUACACAAUCACAUGGAGGAGAAACAGCGGGAGUCGCUGGGGAUGGACGAGUGGCGGAAGUUGGCGAAGGUCGUGGACCGCAUCUUCAUGAUUCUCUUCUUCCUCUUCCAGUUCGGGACUUCCGCUCUGAUUCUAAUCAGGAUAACUUAUGCCGACCCUGAUGUGUUGCACCUGCUUAAGGAAUAG
Molecule: messenger RNA, 1422 nt
Organism: Mya arenaria
Lineage: Eukaryota; Metazoa; Mollusca; Bivalvia; Myida; Myidae
Product: neuronal acetylcholine receptor subunit alpha-10-like
Exons: 8
Coding region: 1-1422 (473 amino acids)
Biological process (GO): chemical synaptic transmission; signal transduction; monoatomic ion transmembrane transport
Cellular component (GO): neuron projection; synapse; postsynaptic membrane
Molecular function (GO): acetylcholine-gated monoatomic cation-selective channel activity; transmembrane signaling receptor activity
Source: RefSeq, a predicted model, not a curated record